CACUCACCCCCUCCCUCCUCAUUCGUCCGCACCCUCCCUGUCUCUCCAUCUCAAUCCACGGCGCCUCACCCAAAAAUCACUUCCGCCAGAGACACGUCUUUUUUUUCUUGCUUGCCUACCCCUUCACCCUCUCUUUUGUUGCUUUCCUUUAAAUCCUUGAACCCGCCUCCCCAUCUAAUAUCGCAGCCUCUCGCACAUACCACCUGAAACACAACCACCAUGCCGAUCUCGUUACUACCCGCCUCGGCUGCGGCCUUUGCGCCCCGUUCCAACGUAAACGUUGUUUUGGCCUCCAAGGCCGAGCCAUGGUUAACACAAACACUCAAGAGAGUCAAUCGUGUCAAGCGGCCCUUGAACAGCGUCCAGCAACACACGCGCUGCCUGACCGAGACACUGUCGGGCCCCAACGCCAUCUGGUCGCUCUGCUCCAUCAUGGUCCCCAAGGCUCCCGACUCGGAACUGCGCAAGGACUCCAACCCGCUCGUCGAGGCCCUCUUCAACUACCAGCUCAUCCACAUCGAGGCCUAUGUCGUGCACGUCGACAUGGUUUCACAGCAUGAGGUUGCAUUCAAGCUUACACCAGAGACCAUCGAGGCGCUUAUCGAGUACCACAAGGACAUUUACUCGGUCGACGUGGCCGCCAGCACCUGGGAGUGGGCCGAGAAGGAGCAGCAGCUCAAGAAGCUUCAGGACGGCUUCGUCCAGGCCGUCAACCGCUAUGUCUUCCGCACCGGCGUCAAGGCUCUGGAAGGUCUCGAGGAGGAAGGCGCGGGAGAACUGCUCGAGGGCCGAGGCGAGGACGUCAAGAGUGCCAUCAUGGGACUGUUCCUCCCGCUUCUUCCUCCGCCUCCCCGCAUCGUCGACGUGGUCCGCCCCGCACCUCUGCUGCCCAGCUCGUCGGCGUCAGCCAACUGGUGGGUGCCAACACAGCAGGUGCACCCGUCGCACUCUGCGCCCGUCGACUCGUGGAGAGUGGUGCCUUCGACGCCCAGCCCGACCAUUGCUACCUGCGGUGAGACGGGCCCCUCGUUCUGGAGCACCAUGGGAAACAUGGGGUUUGAGGCCAUCCAGCUUCCGUCGCCGACGCCUUCGUUUAGCCAGCCAUACAACUCGACAAGCCCAUAUGCACCAAGCACCAGCCCGUACACGUCGAGUUCGUACUACAGCCCGCCCCCGGCAUCGGCACCGAUCCCUGCCCUUCCUCUGCCGAGCGUGCUGGCCCAGCAGUGUGGUUCAAGCGCCGUGCACGGAGGAUUCGGCGGCUUCGGAUGGGACACGGGAUUUGCACCACAGUACGCUGCCUUUACAUAAGCUGCAUGGGCGACUAUGCUGUGGUACAUGUACCUGAUCUCCGUCGAUGGCGGGAAGCGCGGACCUGGCCAGUUC
Exserohilum turcica Et28A is the source of this 1386-nucleotide messenger RNA. RefSeq lists its product as uncharacterized. The transcript has a single exon. Lineage: Eukaryota; Fungi; Ascomycota; Dothideomycetes; Pleosporales; Pleosporaceae. The coding region runs from base 220 to 1311 and encodes 363 amino acids. The record is from RefSeq and is a predicted model, not a curated record.